GACACCCCCCUUCGCGACGAAUACCCCAACACAGCUCGACUUCGCUUCCUUGUCGAACUGAAUUCUCGCAACAAUGGCGACCGAGUUGACCGUCCAGUCGGAACGUGCGUUCCAGAAGCAGCCUCACAUCUUCGUCAACCCUAAGACCAAGGCCAAGAGCAAGAAGGUCGGCCAGGGUCGGAGAUGGUACAAGGACGUCGGUCUGGGUUUCCGUACCCCCAAGAACGCCAUUGAGGGCAACUACAUCGACAAGAAGUGCCCCUUCACUGGUCAGGUCUCCAUCCGUGGCCGUAUCCUGACCGGCCGUGUCGUCUCCACCAAGAUGCACCGUACCAUCGUCAUCCGCCGUGAAUACCUCCACUACGUCCCCAAGUACAACCGUUACGAGAAGCGCCACAAGAACCUGGCUGCUCACGUUUCGCCCGCUUUCCGUGUUGAGGAGGGUGACUGGGUUACCGUCGGCCAGUGCCGUCCUCUCUCCAAGACCGUCCGUUUCAACACCCUGCGUGUCCUUCCCCGUACCGGCAAGGCCGUCAAGGCUUUCAGCAAGUUCUAAGCGUGUCGACGUUGAAGGGGGUGUUUCCGAUAGGUUGAAAUAACCUAGGGCAGCGGCGUGAAUGGAUAUAAGCGAACUAGUUUAACGGGUUGGGAUUGUUUCACGAUUUCAUGUCCCUACCCUUUGAGGAGAUAUCCAAUGAAAUAAAAAAAGCUUUUUCGAUCCUCCCCCUGUGAUAAGAGUUCCACUAGUGGAGAUCGCAUCUCGGAAGAAGGCAUUCUUAUGCGUGACAGUUCUUGUGUUGGUUUUUUUUUUAUCCUCUGUUCUACUUCCCAAUACUGUACGAGUUUUGGUGUUUCAUUUGAUGACUUCCA
Messenger RNA from Aspergillus steynii IBT 23096, 870 nucleotides. RefSeq names its product 40S ribosomal protein uS17. Gene Ontology annotation, molecular function: structural constituent of ribosome. The transcript has 3 exons. The coding region runs from base 74 to 556 and encodes 160 amino acids. Gene Ontology annotation, biological process: translation. Gene Ontology annotation, cellular component: ribosome; cytosolic small ribosomal subunit. NCBI's taxonomy places the organism in Eukaryota, Fungi, Ascomycota, Eurotiomycetes, Eurotiales, Aspergillaceae. The record is from RefSeq and is a predicted model, not a curated record.